This is a messenger RNA of Marmota flaviventris (yellow-bellied marmot), 2166 nucleotides long. Lineage: Eukaryota; Metazoa; Chordata; Mammalia; Rodentia; Sciuridae. The record is from RefSeq and is a predicted model, not a curated record.
AUGCUGUGUGCAGUUCUCUUUGGACUGAUGAGAAAGUCAGUCAGUUCUGAUUCUCACCUUUGCUUGGUUGGGGCCCAGAGGUCAAAGGACAGUGCAGGAGUGGAGUUGGCUGUGGCCAGUGGUGUUUGGGGAGCAGGAGCAAGUGAUGAAGAGACCCACACCUGGUGCCCUCCAGCACCGGCACUGUGCCUGCAGAGGCAGGCGGACCCCACCGUGUCAGCCCAGGGAGGCCAGGUGGCUGCAGCUCCACCAAGCGGAGAAGUUGCCGGCCUCCCUCCUCCAGGUGCGCAUCGAGCUCCUGGGACUUUUGCUGGCAGCUCCCGUGGGCUGCGCAGGGCUCUGGGGGUCCCACUGCCUGGGGCGCACUCUGCUCACUUGGCCAGGGAACACGCAGGGCCGGGGAGAACUGCCUCCCCUGAGUACCACUGCAUGAACAGGUGGAGUCAUCCCACCGGUGCAGCCAGGAUGCAGAGCGCUGGUCUUCCUGCGCAGGGAGCAGAGGCACAGAACCAUCCUGUCACAGGAAUAACCCGAGUCACAUGCUUUGCAGACCAGCUCAUGAGCUUGGUUUCUGUCUUAUUAAAAUCCUUGAGCUUUGGAAAUGCAGUAUCUGAGAAAGAUGCAGGAGAAAGUGCGUUUCAAGAUCCACCACCUCUGACUAUUACGCUCCAGCUGACGUGGGUGGCUUCCUGUCUCCUGGCGCUGCUGCUGCUGCUGCUGCUGGGGGGCGGCAUUCCCCCUCCACCCUCCGGGCUGCUGGGGGAGCUCUGCCAGCACAUCGACCUCCACCAGGACGAAUUUGUGCAGACGCUGAAGGAGUGGGUGGCGGUGGAGAGCGAUUCCAUCCAACCAGUGCUUCAUUUCAGACAAGAGCUCUUCCGGAUGAUGGCCAUGGCUGCAGAAAGCGUGGAAUCCAGGGACCUGGGCUCUCAGCAGCUGCCUGAUGACCAGAGUCUUCCCAUCCCUCCUAUCAUCCUGGCUGAACUGGGGAAUGAUCCGAAGAAACCCACCGUGUGCUUGUAUGGGCACCUGGAUGUGCAGCCGGCUCAGGAGAGCGAGGGGUGGCUCACGGACCCCUACACACUGACAGAGGUGGACGGGAAACUGUAUGGACGAGGAUCAGUAGACAACAAAGGCCCCGACCUAGCUUGGAUUCAUGCUGUGAGCGCCUUCAGAGACCUAGAGCAAGAUCUCCCUGUGAAUUUCAGGUUCAUCCUUGAAGGGAUGGAAGAAGCUGGUUCUGUUGCCCUAGAGGAACUUAUCAAAAAAGAAAAGGACCGGUUCUUCUCCAGUGUGGACUACAUCGUGAUUUCAGAUAAUCUAUGGCUCAGUCAGACGAAGCCCGCGCUCACUUAUGGGACUCCAGGGAACAGCUACUGCCGCAGUCUGGUGAGAUGCAGAGAUCAAGAUUUUCAUUCCGGAACCUUUGGUGGUAUCCUCAACGAGCCAAUGGCUGACUUGGUGGCUCUUCUGGGAAGCCUGGUGGAUUCCUCAGGUCAUAUCCUGAUCCCUGGAAUCUAUGACCAAGUGGCUCCUCUUACAGAGGAGGAAAAAAAACUAUAUGAAGCCAUUGAAAUGGACCUAGGAGAAUACCAGAAUAACAGCCAGGUCGAGAAAUUUCUGUUUGAUACCAAGGAGGAAAUCCUAAUGCAUCUGUGGCGGUACCCAUGUCUUUCUAUUCACGGGAUCGAGGGUGCGUUUGAUGAGCCUGGAACUAAAACAGUUAUACCUGGCCAGGUGAUAGGAAAAUUUUCAAUCCGUCUAGUCCCUCACAUGAACAUGUCUGUGGUGGAAAAACAGGUAACAAAUCACCUUGAGGACGUGUUCUCCAAAAGGAACAUCUCUAACCGCAUGGCUGCUUCCAUGACACUGGGACUUCAACCAUGGAUUGCAAACAUCAACGACAUGCAGUAUCUCGCAGCAAAAAGAGCCAUCAGCAGAGUGUUUGGAACAGAACCAGAUAUGAUGCGGGAUGGGUCAACCAUUCCAAUAGCCAAAAUGAUCCAGGACCUCAUUCAAAAGAGCGUGAUGAUGCUUCCACUGGGGGCUGUCGAUGAUGGGGAACGCUCUCAGAAUGAGAAGAUCAACAGGUGGAACUACAUAGAGGAGUCCAAGUUAUUUGCUGCCUUUUUCCUGGAGAUUGCUAAGCUACAUUCAGGACAGUAG